AUGUGGCGAUGUGGCGAGGCUUGGGUGUUUGGUGCAAAGCAUCUUCUAUUCCAAAACCCCUUACACACACUCACUCUUCCUCACCACGCCAUCACCCCCGCCGCCCCCGCAACCGCGCCCACAAACCCCAUCUUCCUAUACCCCUUCCCACGCGCCGCCCCCGUCGCCUGCCCACUCGCACUCGCUAACGUGAUCGUACUCCUCACACCGUCCGUCGUCGUCGUCGUCGACAUCGACAUCGACAUCGUUACCUCCGCACUAGUCUUUGUAACCGCCUCACUCGAGCUCGAGCCGCCCGCACUAACCCGAGUAUUCGUCCCAUUGAUAAGCGUAACAGCCGGUCUGGAAAGCACAGGCGGCGUAGUAUCAAUUGCCAGACCCGUUGGCGCGGUAGAUGACAGCGACGACGCGGGAGGAGUGAGAAAACUAGCAUACGUCGCCGCACUACUUGGCGUUUGUUGA
This is a messenger RNA of Pyrenophora tritici-repentis Pt-1C-BFP, 462 nucleotides long. The record is from RefSeq and is a predicted model, not a curated record. Lineage: Eukaryota; Fungi; Ascomycota; Dothideomycetes; Pleosporales; Pleosporaceae.